AUGAGUUUGUUCUGGGAAUUACUACAAAAGAAGAUCGCUAGCGUAUUUAUAGAGCCAUCGAACAGGAACCAGGGCACAUCUUUCGUUAUCACAGUUGUUAUUAUUGUUGCGACGGGAGCAUACUUGAUUUUUAAGAGUAGAAAGUUUGUCAUGGCCAGUCUUCCAAGCAUUGGAGAUAUAACAAGCUAUAAUGCUUCGAAUGCCAUUCGUCGAUGGAUGCCCAGAGGUGGCCAGAUGGAUGCGGAAGUGCUAAAAAGAGGGGGCUAUAUAGCCGGGUUGGUGAAUGACGGCAAUACCUGUUUUAUGAACUCGGUGAUUCAAUCGCUGGCAUCCUCUGAGGAGUUGGUGAAGUUUCUGGACAACGUGAUAGCCAAGAAGCAGAGGAUAGACGCUGGUGGGGAGUCCGAGGAGGAAGAGAAAGCAGUCUUGGAAGAGAACAAUCUGCAGGGGAGGAAGAGCAAAGGCAAAAUCUAUGGAAGGGCGAAAAAACAUGCGAAUCGCAAACUGGCUAAUGGAAAGCACGAAGAGGAGACUGAGCCUGAUGUGACUUUUAGUCUUGCCUUGAGAGAUAUGCUUGAUAAACUGAACUUCAAAUAUUACAAGGAUAGACCAUGUUUCAAGACGAAUAAACUAUUGAAGGUGAUGUCGAAGUCUCCAAACAAGAACAUGCUUCUUGGCUACGAUCAAGAGGAUGCCCAAGAGUUCUUUCAAACCAUUUUGUCGGAAAUAGAGAGAAAUGCAAAGUCAGUGGAUGCGAAGGAGCCUGAGAGACAACCCAUCGCAGAAGAGGAUCUACCCGAAGGCGCAGUAAUUGGGCAGGCGCACUUAAAUGUAGUUGGAGACGUGUUUUUACCGGCAGAGCAGAUCGAUCCGAACUUGUUACUGACUAAAGGGGGAAAGAAGUUCUAUACACCGUAUAGAUUGGUUACGCCUUUCGACGGUAUUACGGCUGAAAGGAUCGGUUGUCUACAGUGUGGUGAAAAUGGCGGAAUAAGAUAUUCUGUUUCUUCCGGGCUGAGUUUGAAUUUGCCGAACGAAGACAUCGGGUCAACAGUCAAGCUUUCAGAUCUGAUGAAUGAGUGGAUAAAACCAGAGAUUAUCGAAGGCGUUGAAUGUAACCGUUGUGCAUUGGAAGCUGUUCGUGAGCACCUUUUGGAGCAACUAAAGCAAUACGAAUCAAAAGGCGACUCAAUACCUGAGAAAUUAUUAAAAGCAUUCCAAGCCAGAGUUGAAGAGCUGGACCGCAGUUUAGCUCAACCAGUUGUAAGUGAUGAAGAUUACAAGAGGCUUCACACGGAAAAUAUGGUUCGCAAAUGCUCGAAAUCGAAGCAAAUACUGUUCUUACGCCCAUCUCCUUUAUUGUCGAUUCAUAUCAACAGGUCUGUUUUUGAUCCUCGGACCUAUAUGAUAAGAAAGAAUAAUGCCAAGGUCCUGUUCAAGUCAAGACUCAAUCUGUCUCCGUGGUGCUGUGAUAUAGAUGAAAUCAAUCUGGAUGCCCGUUUACCGAUGUCCAAAAAGGGAGACAUUGCUGCGGAUUCGAGCGAUGAAGAAAACGUAGGUAACGAAUACUACACUAGAUUGCAUCAGACUUAUGAAAGGGAAUUUGAAGACGAGGACGAGGACGAGGACGAGGACGAAGAAGAAGAAGAAGAAGAGGGAGAUAGCCGUUAUGUGAACAGAGAUGUCAGUAAUUACGAUCCCUUGAACGGUGAAGCCGAUAGCGCAUCCUCUUUCUCCAACAUUGAUCAUGAGGAUCGGAGCGACGAAGAAUAUUUGGAAGAGACUGAUGCGUUGGGAAACACUAUAACAAAGAGAAUACCCAAAGACCGUAUCGAUGGCGGACUCGACGAAAGCAAAGAAGCAAUUCACAUUGACGGUGAACAGGACGGCGCCAAUCACAUAUCCUCUGAAAGCGACGACGAAGAAGAGGAGCAAACUGCUCCUCCGCCGCCAGCUAUGGCGGCGCCUAUACGGUCAACGGUGCCAUCCGGGCCCUUGACCUAUGUCCUGCGCUCUGUGAUUGUUCAUUACGGUACACAUAAUUACGGACAUUACAUUGCAUUCAGAAAGUAUAGAAACAUCUGGUGGAGAAUCUCAGAUGAGACUGUGUACACCGUUGAUGAAGCUGAGGUCCUCUCGACGCCUGGUGUGUUCAUGUUAUUCUACGAGUACGAUUACGACGAAAGCUCAGGGGAGAUGAAGGAAGAUAUGGCAGACGAAGAAGACAUCGACGAAAAGUCUCUGGGGCAAGUAGAGGACAACUGCGCCAGUGACGUAUCACCAGAAUCUGACGCCGGUAAGGAUAACGAUGGAGAAACCGCAGAAUAA
Messenger RNA from Torulaspora globosa, 2328 nucleotides. RefSeq names its product ubiquitin-specific protease UBP1 (gene UBP1). Gene Ontology annotation, cellular component: cytosol; nucleus. Gene Ontology annotation, molecular function: cysteine-type deubiquitinase activity; cysteine-type endopeptidase activity. Bases 1 to 2328 code for a protein of 775 amino acids. Gene Ontology annotation, biological process: protein deubiquitination. Lineage: Eukaryota; Fungi; Ascomycota; Saccharomycetes; Saccharomycetales; Saccharomycetaceae. The record is from RefSeq and is a predicted model, not a curated record. The transcript has a single exon.